CUGGGAGGGAAGAGAGACCGGAAAGGCGAGAGGUAGGAUCCGAAGGUUGAUCUCUGGAUCAAAGCGAAAGGCAACACUUGCUGGAUCCGGAUCUCCAUUGCUGCUUUUUUUCCCCCUCCUUCUCCUCUUUCGCUCAACUGGAAUGCAAGAUGGAGACGCCGCUGGAAGAAGCUUUGGGCGUGAUGGUGGAAACCUUUUACAAAUAUUCAGCCAAGGAGGGAGACAGGUACAAGAUCAGCAGGAAAGAGAUGAAGGAGCUGCUGCUGGAGGAAAUGCCCAAUUUCGUCAAGAAGAAAAAGGACGAAUCCACGUUUCAAAAAAUCAUGAGCAAUCUGGAUUCCAACAAGGACAACCAAGUGGAUUUCCAAGAAUACGCCACCUUCCUCGCUUGCAUCGCCAUGGCGUGCAAUGAUUUUUUUCACGGAUUCCCGGACAAGAUGCCGCGGCAGAAAUGAAGCUGGGAAGGGCGGGGGGGCGUGCGACACCCGAGCAGGCCGGCGUACAAGACGGGCGGGCAGAGUUCACAGGUGUGUG
Molecule: messenger RNA, 534 nt
Organism: Thamnophis sirtalis
Lineage: Eukaryota; Metazoa; Chordata; Lepidosauria; Squamata; Natricidae
Source: RefSeq, a predicted model, not a curated record